Molecule: messenger RNA, 3617 nt
Organism: Sebastes umbrosus (honeycomb rockfish)
Lineage: Eukaryota; Metazoa; Chordata; Actinopteri; Perciformes; Sebastidae
Gene: csf2rb
Product: colony stimulating factor 2 receptor subunit beta
Exons: 16
Coding region: 338-2461 (707 amino acids)
Biological process (GO): cytokine-mediated signaling pathway; immunoglobulin mediated immune response
Cellular component (GO): external side of plasma membrane
Molecular function (GO): protein binding; cytokine receptor activity
Source: RefSeq, a predicted model, not a curated record
CGUCACAGAGGAAACUCCCACAGAGUUCUCGCCAGUGUUCGUGAGGAACCGGCUGACAAGAAGGAAGCAGCAGCAGCGGUGGUGGCAGACGGACAAAGGAAAUCUUGAACGUCUUCAGAGAUUUGUACUGGACGCAGAAGAAGUCUGGCGAUGAAGGGCCUACUGUAUCACAUGUGAGAGAGGGAGAUAAGACGCAGGCGGAGGUGGUGGUGACUUCCCACAACAAGCAGAUUGUCAAAGCGGAAACUUCUGGAUGAUGUGAACACACACAGUAAAGUUUCUAGAGAAGGACUCAGAAAAGAAGGGGCUCCUAUAUAGCCCUGUUUGUCCCCCAGGUAUGAUGCCUCUCUUGUGGCUUGUGUUCUGGUCAACGCUCCCUCCUCUGGUUCUCCUCUGUGGUUCAGAUUGUUGUCUUGUCCAUGAGAGCAGCAGCUCACACAACGCGUCUUCAUUGCUGAAAUCCUUACAGUGCCACAACGACUACAAGUCCUACGUCCACUGCGAGUGGAGGGAACAUGGAAACACAUCGCUGCAGCUCUGGUUCAAGACAAGAAACAACAGGAAGCAGUGUGUGCCUUAUGGUGCUGAAGUACAAGAUGCUAGUGAGCACAGGACCGUCCAGUGUAGAUAUGAAGCACAGGCAUUUUCCAUUGGCAUCGAACACACGGUCUUCUUCCUCGAGAACAAGACACUGACCCUCUGCUCGUCCGUCCCACACAAGCCUCUGGAUCUUUCUCAGCACCUGAAAGCACGCCCACCAGAGAAUCUGUCCACACAAGGCGCAGGUGAUGGAGGCAGACGGCUCAGAUGGUCCAGCCCUUACUCCUCCUCCUCCUCCCUGAACAAACACAUCACGUAUCAGCUCAGCUACAGGACACACACACAGGACACCUGGACGACUUGGAAGGUCACAAACACCAGUGUGAUACUAGAGAAGCGAUUGUUGCUUCCGGGUCGCAGGUAUGAAGCCAGGGUGAGGGCCCGGGCCAGCGUGGGUCAGUGGAGCGACUGGAGUCCUGUGGUGACCUGGCACACUGAAAAAGACACUGGGCAGUUUCCCAGUUUGCAUUGUGUGCUGGAUGGAGAGAAAGAGGUGAUGUGUAGCUGGGAGGUGAGCAGAGAGGUGGCUCACUUCAUUACCUACCAGCUGGCAUGUCGACGCAACCACACUGCGCCGUCUGAGAGAUGCUGUGUGAACCCGACAAUCAGGUCUGACCUCAGCAGGGCCGUGCUGAGGUACAGCUGCUCGCUCACUGUCACAGAUCCGGCUGCACAUCUGCUCGUGGAGCUCCUAAGAGCACGCAACGUCAAGAGCUUUAAGGUCGACCAACACAUUCGUCCCAACCCACCGUGGCAGGUAAAGGUGAGGCAGAAAGACAGCAACUGGAUGGUGGAGUGGACUUCUCCGAGCACAGCUUCAAAACUCAGACUGUAUUAUCAGGUCUGCUAUUACAGGACGCAGGAUCAGGCAUCUUCUGUCCUGAUGAACAUUUCAGAGGGGUCCAUGUCCCUGAGCAUCCUGGGAGCCUCUCUGGCCCCGUCCCAGCGCUACCAGGUCAAGGUCAGGUCGCUGGUGGUCCCUGACAACUACAGGGGAAUCCCCUCUGAGUGGACCGAUCCUGUGGACUGGACCACACAUGAGGCCACCUGGUCCCUAACCACCCUGAUCUAUUUCACCAUCAGUGUGUUUGUGGCCGCAGUCUUCCUCACACUCUACUGCACCGUCCCAGCUUGUCAAAGGAGGGCAGUUCUGUGGGUGGACUCGGUUCCUUCUCCAGGCAAAAGCAAAAUCCUGUCUGAGAUCAAGUCUUCCACCGGCUGGACCCUCAUGCAGAGUGAGAGCACAACCAUCUGCAAAGUGCUGCGUUUGGACAGCGUGUCAACAUGCUCCUCAGACGCUUUGCUAUGGCCAACCAAGGACACUGAAAAAAAGCGUCUGGAUCAUCUGGAGCAGGACGAGGGCUGCUGGAAGUGUGAUAACCUGCCCUCCCCUGCUGAGAAGGUUAAUGACUCUGACACAUCCUCCAUGAGCUUCAGCGGGCCGUACAUCUUCUGUCAGUCAUCAGAGUCAAAGUCAGCGGAUGUCAACUGUGAAAAGAAAGAGAGAGAACAAGAAACCCCAUCAGGCGACUCUGCGUCUCCUUCCCCGGUGAAUUUCGCCCUGUUCGGGGAAGGUUACGUGUGUCUGCCCAGCCGCAACAUCUCCAGGUCCACACAGGAUCUGGUAUCUCACAGCGACGCCAACACAAACACACACAGGCACGACAGCGCCGAGCCGGACCAACAGUGUCCAGAUAAGAUGGACAUGCAGCAGCCAGGCCUCAGCGAGCCAACCAGCAGCCCCCAACCUCCGGCCUACACCUCAGGACCUUUCACUUCCUGGCCUCAAGGGGGCACCACAGAGGCCUCGGGGUACUGCCACCUCCCUGCAGCUUUCAUGACAACAGCAAACAAACUGUAGGAGGACCUAUAAGGCUUUCUCUGCAAUUAUAACAAUUAAUCAAUCAGUGAUUUAUUGGGUUUUUUAUAAGCUUUACACUUUAUUUUAAGCUAGGUACGCUUCAAUGUGAAAAAAUGUGUAUUAAUAAAUGUUUUUUUUACACAUUAGAAAGGAACCAUUUUGCUUGGAUCUAUGUCUUAUCUGACCUCUAACAUCAGGUUGGAUGUCUGACCAAUAGAUGGCAGUGGUGAGCUUAGCCUGUGGUGCAAUGCAAGUAAGCCUAAGGGAUGGACUUUUACUAUGGCAAACAAACUAUUUCUGUCUUUUUUUGGAAACUUCCUCACACAUUCCAGGUUAGAAUGAAAUAACAUGAGCGCCUUGCAAUCUAAAAUAAUACAAUACAACAAGCCUUGCUUCAGAUUGUUGCAUUUUAUGGUCAGAGAGUUUCUCAGUUUCUCCAGAAAACAAAGAUCAUUUACUUCCUUGUGUGUGUAUUUUCCCCAAGCAAGCAUGUUAUGGUGUUACUCACAGAAUGGUACAUGUCUAACCACAGAUUCUUAAGAACCGUGUUGAAAUGUUGUCAUUUUUUUAUUACUUCCUUAAAUGCCCUGUCCCUCUCACGUACAGCUGAGGUAAGAAGCAGAAUUAUGCCAACUGCAUUUCAUGGGAAAAGUGUGUAAGUUUAACUGCCAUGUUCACUGCGGUCAUGUAUGCAUGUUUGCACAAUGGUGUGAGUUAGGACCUUGUUGUCAAUGUUGAAGCCUACGUGUUGCUGAAUGUGUGAUAUACAGUAUGUUAUCUAUACGCCGAUGUGCCGAUACUGCCAUGUUGUGUGGCACCAGCGAUGUCACUGUGUGCAAGUUUUUAGUUAACAAACUGCCAUUUUUUCAGGUGUUACUUACAGUAUAGGCUUAAUUUGAGGUCAGUAAUUGAUGAAAGAUGAGUAAUCUGAGUUUGAAAUGUUUGCUAUACACUUUUGUAUUGUGAUAAUUUAAACUUGUAAAAUGUGUGUCUGUGUUUUAAAAAUGGAUUACACAUGUCUUCUCACCACAAACACAUAGACCCAGACUUAAAACUACACUCAGUUGCCAGUUUAUUAGGUACACACAGCAAAAACAAACAGUUUGAUACAACUGUCCUGCAAUAAAUCAUGCCUUCAUGAAGGUGUUGAAUUGUA